GAGUGAGAGAGAGUGUGUGAGAGAGAAAAGAGAGAGUGUGAGAGAGAGAGAGAGAGAGAGAGAGAGUUUUUCUUUUUUCCCAUUCUUCACACGGCGGGAAAACACACAUUUUGUUUGUGGCCAAAUCCAAUAACGCCCCUCUUUCUUUCUCCCUCCAAAACCCUAACAUUCCCAAAAUUCCCCUUUUUUCAGUUGUUUCAUUCUCUCUAUCCAAUUCUCUCUCUUUCUGCAAUGGCAUUCCUUCCACAACCACGUGAAUCAGCAGAACCCGAAGAUUGCGAAGAAACCAUUGUCACAACCGCAACAGCGGCAACUACAGCAAGAGCAAUAGCAGCAGCAGAAGAAGAUAACGGAACCAUCGACGUUCAUACAACAAGAGGCGCAACCAUAAGGUACCUUCCAUUGGAUCAUCUCUACUCUGCCACGUCACCCUGCAGUGGCUCCUCCAACGUCAUGUCCAAGAAAGUUAAGGCUCGCAAGCUCACACCGCAUUUUCACCAAAACGACGACGUUAGCGCCAAAACGACGAACUGCAACAACAACGGUGGUGAUGAUGCUGACAAUGUUUCUACUGAUAGUUCUGUUGUUGUUGUUCCGCCGAAUGAUGUUGACAGCAAUGAUGAUAAGCCACCGCUAAUUUUUGUUUACUCUCGGCGGCGAAAGAGGGGUGGUUCUGGUUCUACUACUGCGUCGUUUUACAAUUCAUUAUCGGGUCGGGCUGGGAAGGACCCGGCGGAAAGGGUGACUUCGAAGAAGAGGAAGAUUGGGACCACCGAGCUGGAGAAAUUGGGAGUGGAUUUGGGCGCGUUGGGAGUGCUUGACGACGGGCCUAGAUUGAGAGAAUGCCGCAUUAGUAAUAACGAUGGUGGUGGUGGUGGUGGUGGCGGCGUUUCAGUGGAGAAGUUGGUAUCUGAAUCUCGUACAGUGAAGAGAUGGGUUGGGUUGAGUUUUGAUAAUGCUGACCCUGAGGCGUUCAUUGGAUUGCGAUGCAAGGUGUUUUGGCCAAUGGAUAUAAAAUGGUACGCUGGCCAUGUCAAAGGUUAUGAUAUCGAAACUAAGAUACACCAUGUAAAAUAUGAUGAUGGCGAGGAAGAAAAUUUAAUUCUUUCAAAUGAAAAUGUGAAAUUUCAUAUCUCCCGCGAGGAGAUGAAGCGCUUGAAUUUGAAUUAUGGCAAAGUUCGUGACAGUAAUGUCUCUGAUUGUGAUGUUGAAGAGAUGCUUGCGAUGGCUGCAAGUUUGAAUGAUUGUCAACAAUUUGAACCUGGAGACAUCGUAUGGGCUAAGCUAACAGGCCAUGCAAUGUGGCCAGCUGUUGUUCUGGAUGAAUCACUUGCACGCAAGUGCAAGGGUUUGAAUACAUUGGGAGGAAACUCGGUUCCUGUCCAGUUUUUUGGCACCCAUGACUUUGCAAGGGUUAGACUGCAGCAGGUGAAAUCGUUCCUAAGUGGACUUCUUACUGAGCUAUACACAAAGUGCAACAAAACCAGUUUCUUUGACAGUAUGGAAGAGGCAAAGAGGUAUUUAAAUGAACAGAAACUUCCCUCAGAGAUGCUAGCGUUGCAAAAAGGAUGUACAGCUGAUGACUGUAAAAAUGUAACUGGAGAGGAUGGACAGUGUACAGGUUCAGGAGAAGAUUCUUUGAGUGACAAAGAGCCUUCCAUAGCACUGGAAAACAUUAAAUUUCCCUUGGAAGUAGGAGACCUACAAAUUAUAAGCCUUGGGAAAGUAGUUGAAGAUUCUUCAUCUUUCUGUGAUGGAAAAUCCAUCUGGCCUGAAGGGUACACUGCAGUGAGGAAGUUUACUUCAGUCACUGAUGCUAAAGUAUCUGCUGCUUAUAAAAUGGAGGUCCUGAGAGAUCCAGAGUCCAAAGAACGACCUCUAUUUAGAGUGACAGUUGAUGGUGGUGAGCAGUUCAACAAUCAUACACCAUCAGCUUGCUGGAACCAAAUAUACCAAAGGAUAAAUAAAUUAGAAAAGGAUGGUUCUGAAGCUUCUGUUGCGGAAGAUAGGGUAGAAAGCGGAUAUGAAUCUGGGACUGGUAUGUUUGGUUUCUCCAAUCCUGAAGUAGCUAAACUAAUACAGGGAUUAUCCAAAUCCAAAGUUUCUUCAAAGAAAUCAAGUUUGAAGUUAGGUUCCAGAAGAUAUAAUGACCUACCUGUUGGUUAUAGGCCGGUUCAUAUUAAUUGGUUUGAUCUUGAUAAGUGCAAUGUCUGCCACAUGGAUGAGGAAUACGAGACCAAUCUGUUUCUGCAGUGUGACAAAUGCAGGAUGAUGGUACAUGCUAGAUGCUAUGGAGAACUGGAAUCUGUUAAUGGAGUGCUAUGGUUGUGCAACUUAUGUCGAUCGGGUGAUCCUCCACCACCUUGUUGCUUAUGUCCACUAAUAGGAGGGGCAAUGAAGCCUACAACAGAUGGCCGAUGGGCACAUUUGGCUUGUGCUAUGUGGAUACCUGAGACUUGCUUAGCUGAUGUAAAAAAGAUGGAACCUAUUGAUGGUUUGAACAGAAUCAGUAAGGACCGCUGGAAGUUGUUAUGUAGCAUAUGUGGUGUAUCUUAUGGUGCUUGCAUCCAAUGUUCAAACAAUUCUUGCCGAGUAGCAUAUCAUCCACUUUGUGCUCGUGCUGCUGGUCUUUGUGUUGAGCUUGAGAAUGAGGACAGGCUCUAUCUACUUUCUGUUGAUGAUGAUGAAGAGCAGUGCAUUCGACUGCUUUCUUUUUGCAAGAAACAUAGGCAGCCAUCUAAUGAGCAUUCUGUUGCCAAUGAACGUAUUGUUCGAGCUGCGGGUCCAUGUUCUGACUAUGAACCACCACCCAACCCAUCUGGUUGUGCUCGAAGUGAACCAUAUGAUUAUUUUGGCCGGAGAGGACGGAAAGAACCUGAAGUUCUUGCAGCUGCAUCGUCAAAACGUUUGUUUGUUGAGAACCAACCAUACCUAAUAGGUGGGUACUGCCAGCAUGGGUUGUCUAAUGAACUAGAACCUUCUGGCAGAGGAGUCUGCGCCCAAGUACAUAGGCUGAGGACCUCUUUGGGUGAUGAUUCGGGCGACAUACUUUCUAUUUCAGAGAAGUACAAGUACAUGAGGAAAACUUUUCGCAAACGGCUAGCAUUUGGGAAAUCAAGAAUUCAUGGAUUUGGCAUAUUUGCAAAGCAUCCAUAUAAAGGUGGAGACAUGGUGAUUGAAUACACUGGUGAACUUGUUAGGCCUCCCAUAGCUGACCGGAGAGAGCGCUUCAUAUACAAUUCUUUGGUGGGAUUCGGUUUUUGUACCUUCAUGUUGGAUGAAGAACAAAAGAGUCAGAUCUUCAAUUUAUUGCUCACCUAUAUAGUUUCUGUUUCUGUGCAGCCGAAUUGCUAUUCGCGAGUUAUUAAUGCUAAUGGGGAUGAGCAUAUUAUAAUAUUUGCAAAGAGGGACAUUAAACAAUGGGAAGAGCUUACAUAUGAUUAUAGAUUUUUCUCAAUUGAUGAGCGGCUUUCUUGUUACUGUGGUUUCCCAAAAUGCCGAGGUAUAGUUAAUGAUACUGAGGCAGAAGAGCGAGCUACUGCACUGUAUGCACCUCGGAACGAGUUGAUAGAUUGGAGAGGAGAAUGAGGUAAGCAAUUGCGAGUGCUCUUGCAGUGCGACACCUUUGGUCAUUUCUUGUCGAUUGAGGCUCCCAAUAAGACUAUUAGAGUCUUCCCCAUCUUUUCUCUUUCUUCUUUUGUUGCAGAUUUUUAAAGCUUUAUGCACAGAAGUUGUAAGAUCCAUCUGGAUCCUUUUUUGUCCAACAACUUCUGCCAUGGAUUCUACGAGUUUCCUGGACGACAUUGUUGUACAUAUCCCAUUGCUUCAUCGUAACUCUAACUGAGAAGUUUAUGUCAGGCUCGCGAUUGUGGGGUUCCUUUGGUGUUACUGGUUAUAGUAAUUUGGAAAGACACCACCAAACUUGUUACAAAUGCCACAUUUGAAAUUCAUUGCCAGAAUUAAGGCCUCUGUUUAACUUCAACCAACUUGCUGAGAUAUUGUAACUUGCCAUUGGAUAGGUACACAUUUGUAAUUACAUUAAAGCUUCAUACAAAUGAAAUGAAAUUUAGAAUUGGAAUUAUAGCAAAUGCUGAUUGCGAAA
Molecule: messenger RNA, 4102 nt
Organism: Arachis duranensis
Lineage: Eukaryota; Viridiplantae; Streptophyta; Magnoliopsida; Fabales; Fabaceae
Product: histone-lysine N-methyltransferase ATX2
Exons: 23
Coding region: 232-3588 (1118 amino acids)
Biological process (GO): regulation of transcription by RNA polymerase II
Cellular component (GO): chromatin; nucleus
Molecular function (GO): protein binding
Source: RefSeq, a predicted model, not a curated record